UAAGUAUUUCUUUUGUAUUUAUGCCCCCUACAGCCUUUUAACGCCCCUUUUCACGACCCUUUUAACGCCCCUUUUCACUGUAAUUGUACACACCUGCCUUCUGCUUUAUCCAUAAAACUGUUUUGAUUGGCUUCACCCUCUAAGUGCAGUUCGACAUGUUUUUAGGGGUCAGAAGGCCCCAUACAUUAUGGUAGUUUUGGUUUAUAAGCUGCAAUCGUAAUUCGACAAUGUGCUCAUACAAAAAACCAUUGAAAUGAAGAUCUAUCUUAAAUUUGAAUGAGACAGAAUGAAACCAAAAUUCUUUGACAGGCAUUGCCUAGGCGUAAUGAUGUUGAAUACAUACAAACUGAGACCUAAAGCGUUUGCAACAUCAAGCAAAUAUUUCAGAUAGACUAUUUAUUGUUCAACUUGAAAAGGAGGUACAAUGAAAACGUUAGACUUUGUUUUGCCCUGCUUUCUGCAAUAUUCAGAGGUCUAUUUUUUGCAGUUAUUAGGUUCAAAGCCUUGUCACUAGCGAUUUUUCCGUCAUUGACCUUUAGAAAAUCUAUAUAUUUAAGCCUUUUCAAAUGCUACCUGUCACAUUUUAUACUUCAGAGCAACACAAACUGUUCCCAAAAUCUUCAAUUAUGAUUCUUGUUUUUAUUUCUGCAGUCUUGAGCUUAUCGUCUAAAAAUAAAUUGCUAUUAUAUAAAAAUAUUUUUCUUCUGGCUUUACUAAAGGUUUUGUUUUCUUUUUUCGGAGACAUUUUCGAAAGCAGCGGUGUAGUCACGUUUCUACGCUUUUUCUGAGCACAUUUUUGGAAUUGUUCUCAGAUUUUUCAAUCGCGUGCUAAACAAAUUUCAGUGCAAGACUAGAGACUUAUUAAGGAUUUCGUGUGAAUAUUAUUUAAAGAAACGUACUUUAAAUUUUCUACUGAAUGAAAGAAAAUUCUACAUUCCUAUUCCUCAUUAAAUAUUUAUUUGUUUUGGAUUUCAAUUCCGCAUUCGUCGAUUUGUUAUUAAUGGCAUUCAGUGCCUGAAUUGCAAACUAUUGUCUGGUAGGGAAAGGCACAAGCAUUUUACAUAAUUAAUGAACAGCCUUUUCAAUCCGGGAGGGUAAAAAUUCAAAUGUUAACCAAUAGGAAGCGCCGAUUCUUCAUUUUUUAUUCCCAUUAUUUCUCCAUUUUGCUAUCGAGAUAUAAAAUAUCUUUGUAGAAUGUUGUGCUUGAAAGAUUUUACGAAUGUGAAGUUUAAUGAUCAUGUUUUGCGUUGACUUCUUCGUUAUUCCAUGUUUCGGUGUUUUUGGCAUCAAGCGUCGAUUUUGAAAACAAUAUCCCUCGUUGUGUUAAGCAUGGUUCAACUGAGGUAGCCCCCGUUUCGUAGUUUGUUACCAAGUGAGGGUUGUCUAAGCAAAGUCUCGACCACUUGCUCAAAGUGGCCAUAGUAACUGGAAAUUUAAACAUGUAAACUGAUAGAAUUUUAUCUUCAAACAUUUGAGACAAUCCCUUGUGAAGGCUGAAAUCUAGAAAGGUGAGUGUUAUCUUUCAUUUUCUGAAACGACUUAACGAUGAUUGAGAAAUAUUUGCAUAAUAUGAAGCUUCUGAAUCAAUCCUCAAACAAAGUGAAACGUUUUUCUGCCGAGGCAACAAUUACAGUAUGAGAAACUGUUAACCAGCCCAUUUUUCCUUGUGGACUUUAAGUCGAUUCGGUAGAAGAGCUUUGGAAAAAGUGUGUUAAGCUUCUGCCAUAUGCAACCAUCUAGUAUGUGCACUGCUUCACUCUUGACUGCCAAAUUAUAUCUCGGGAACCAAAUGUUUUAUUCCUAGGUUGAGAUAUUAAAAGUAAAACUCCUCAUUUUUAAAACGUUCCUUAUGAUGACCGUCUUGUAGCAUUGAUAUAUCGACAGAAUGAGGCAUUUUGUCUGCAUUCCAUUAUAUUGUUUAUUAUUUUCUUUAUUCUUAGAAGCCAUUUUGUUGUUGGUAAUAAUUUUGCGCGCCUGCCUUGCAGCUCUUAUAAAGUGGCACAGCACUAUGCUUGACAAAAACCCGGCUACGACGGCCUAUGCCUACUCUGUUGCCAUGAGAACGAACGAUAAAGCCAGCAACGAAGCUAGGUCGCAAGACAGCUCAAAGCUACUGGCAAAUCGACGAGCAGAUAGCCAAAAAGUUGUGACAUUCUACAAAGAAUCAGACAGUGACCAGCCAGCACUUCGAAUCAUUAUCGAUUCCAGAAAAUAUCUCAACUUGGAGACAUUGAUUGAUGAACUCAGCCGAAUCCUCAAUUUAAAAGAUCGCGAGAAGAGAAUUUACAACCAGAAUGGGCGACUGCUGCGCUCAGUCGAUGACUUCGAAGAUGGGGCAUCUUAUUUCUUCGCUUUCUCAACUGGCGAUAAAAGAUUUAUGCAAGCUCUUUCAGUCGCGGCCGAAAAAUCAGAAACUUCAAAAAAUCCUAGAGAAAUUGCUAAAGACAGAUGGAAGAAAGUUUUGAAAGAGAAAGCGAGAUUGAUAAACGUAAUAACGAACGAGAACAGUUCGAUGCCAUGGAAAGUCCUAAUCGAUGAAACGAAGCUUCAAAGUUUCUCUCAGUUGCUACAAGAAUUGAAUUACAUAAUUCAGCCCAAAGAAGGAAGAGUGUUUCGGCUGUGCACCAACAAGGGAAGAAGGGUUCGUGGUUUGUCAGAGCUUUUUCAUGGUACAGACACGUUUGUGGCGAUUGUCAGUUCAACUGGCAUGUACAAUGAGAGCCAAAGUGAAGCCUCUGGUGAUAGCGAGAGCACCAAUGGCAACCCAGGCAAAGUUCAGCUGCAUAAGCCAUCUAAGUAUGACGUCAUCACCGGCAAAGGGAGUCAGCUUGAGAGAAAGACCAUAUCGAUCAAAGGAAAGUGCUAUGUCUUUGAUCCACCAUCAAAUAAGGACGAUGAGAAUUUAAAAAGAAAGGAUUCUCUUAAGCCACCAGAGCAGAAAUUGCAGCUCAGCUGGAUAUACGGGUAUAAUGGUCAAGAUUCAAGGGACAACAUUUUCAUCUUGAAAUCAGAAGAAAUUAUGUAUUACGUUGCUUCUGUUGUCAUUAUUUAUGACAUUUACCGACAAAAACAACGAUACUAUGCAGAACACACAAUGAAGAUCACGUGGUACGAAGUUUUUUUAUAGAAGAUACGCAGAAUAGGCCUAUCAUUAUACCAAGGCCACUUGCAGGGAGAAUAUUCAUUUUCACACUGUCAUGUCAUCGAGUGAUGUGAAAUGAUAAGUUCUACGUAUGUAUGCUGACCAGUUUUCCUGCGAUACUGGUCACUCGAGUUUGCCUCGUACUGGAUACGAAAACAAGAUCAACGAAUAAGGAAAUUCCCAUUUUGACAGGAUUUUUCGACAACCCGUUGCCAAAGACAUUUGCCUAAAUUAUGCUCAAUUUUUUACCAAAGUAGCUUUUGGUACUACAAAAUUUAUAGAUAGCACAGAAAGAUGGAAAAAAAGUCUUUUGGCGUUUCCUUGCUUUCGUAAAAUUUCAAUUUUUUGCUUAUUUUAGCCAAAAAGCAUAAUAUUUUGGCAAGUAUGCCGCACCAUCAAUGUAACAUUAUAACUCCUUAUGCAAAGGUGGCUUAUGCUUAGAAUUUCUUGAUUAGAAUUAUGUGGCCUAUUGCAAAUAUAAUUUGUCUUGAUUUAUUUAUCUCUAUGGAUUAAUGUCCUUUUGCAGCAUGGCUUUGCAUCCAAAUAAUUGGUAUGUUGCCACUGGGCAGGCAGCUCCUGAAAAUUACAAUGUCGAAGUUAUUGAUCAUAUACGAAUUUGGAAUGCAGAGAUGCUGAAUACUCUCGCUGUUCUCAGCCUGGAUGAGCAGACUCUCU
This is a messenger RNA of Rhopilema esculentum, 3817 nucleotides long. The record is from RefSeq and is a predicted model, not a curated record. Lineage: Eukaryota; Metazoa; Cnidaria; Scyphozoa; Rhizostomeae; Rhizostomatidae.